Vespula vulgaris is the source of this 3682-nucleotide messenger RNA. RefSeq lists its product as uncharacterized. Gene Ontology annotation, cellular component: nucleus. The record is from RefSeq and is a predicted model, not a curated record. The transcript is spliced from 16 exons. The coding region runs from base 517 to 3678 and encodes 1053 amino acids. NCBI's taxonomy places the organism in Eukaryota, Metazoa, Arthropoda, Insecta, Hymenoptera, Vespidae.
UCGUUUACAGGCAAGUUGAGUACAGUUUGUUAAUAGAAAUAAAAAGUGUCUCCUCUUAUUCCGGUCAAUCACUGAUCGUUUAUAUUUUUCAUGUUGGUGUAUUUAAUGCUGUAUUGGUUGUUGAAAAUAAAAUUGAAUUUACCGAAGAAUUAAAACACAAAAAUGAGGAAUCUGUGGUAUUAUUGUUUGUAUUUGAAGUUGGAUCGGUAUACGAUGACAUGAACGUACCUUGUUUUUACGAAAAAGAGAUGUUCUGGUCUUUUUUAUGGCAUAUUGUCAAUACGAGAAUAUAAUUCUUUUCUUAAAGUUAAUUUAUCCGAAAGAUUUACGAUUUGAAGAAAUUGCAAUGUUAAAUUUUUACUUACUGCUUGAAUAUUUUAUGCAAGAAUAUAUGAUCCGUUUUAUAUAAAGGAAAAUGAAAUUUGUAGUUUUGUAGAAACAUGGAAUAUAAAUAUACUCUGGAAGAUAUCUUUUAUAAUAUAUAAAUAUAAUCGGAAAAACUUUCUAGUAGAAAUAAUGUCUACAAAGAAUCAUAAUUUAAAAGUUUGUUGUUUCUGUGGUCUUACAGAAGACAAUGAAUUAGAAUUUGGUAAAUUUCAUGAAUAUCGUGGUAUUGUUACACAUUAUUACUGUUUGUUAUUAUCUUCUAAUAUGGAACAGAAAGGUAAUGAUAAUGAAGGUAUUUUAGGAUUUUUAGUAGAAGAUAUACGAAAAGAAUUGCGUAGAGGAAAAAGAUUGAUAUGUUUUUUCUGCAAAAAAAAUGGUGCCACAUUAGGAUGUUGCAAUACUAAGUGUAAACGGAUAUUUCAUUAUCCUUGUGGCUUAAGAGCUGGAACUCUUCAUCAAUUUUUUGGUGAAUUUAGGUCAUAUUGUAUAAAACAUAGGCCCAAACAAAAAUUUGACGAAUACAAAAAAAAUGUAGUUAAGGAGAAUACAGAUACAUUAUGUUAUAUAUGUUAUGAUAAUGUUAAUCCAAAAAAUUUUAUCGGGACAUUAUGGGCACCUUGCUGUAAAAAGGAUGCUUGGUUUCAUAGAAAGUGUGUUCAGCAAUUAGCUAUGAAUGCUGGUUAUUUCUUUAAGUGUCCACUAUGUAAUAAUAAAAAAGAAUUCCAAAAAGCAAUGUUACAACAUGGUAUUUUCAUCCCAAGUCAGGAUGCAUCUUGGGAACUUGAACCAAAUGCAUUUCAAGAACUUUUAUAUAGACAUGACCGCUGUGAUGCUAUAACAUGUUUAUGUCCAAAAGGCAGGAAUUAUACAAGCAUGAAUGCAAAAUGGGAAUUAGCUUUAUGUCGGACAUGUGGUUCCCAAGGGAUUCAUAUGGCAUGUGGACAAUUAAAAUGGGCCAAUCCUGUGUGGAGUUGUGAUGAGUGUAUAUCCAUAUUAGAUAAAGUACAGCAGUCUGCAAAGAAUGUACCAGAAACAAUAAAUAUUACCUAUCGUGACAUAGAUACAGAUACCAGUGAUUCAGAAAUUUCUGUGGGUGGUACACAAGAUAAAGAUAACCUUUCUAUGUUAUCAUAUUCACAUGCAUGUCCUGCACCUCAAUCUUUUAAGCUAACAUCAAAUGAAAUUUCAACAAAUACUGCAUGUGAAAAUAACUGUAGCAGUUCUAGUCAAAACGUGUCUGCAACAUCAUCAGUAAAUUUUCAAGGAAGAAGUACUAAUGUUGUUGCUUUGUCAUUAUCUGAAGAUAAAAAUAUAUCACAAAUAGAUCAAGAAGAAAAUCUAUCACAAACAGAAAAAAGUGUAUUACAAAAAAAUAAAACAAGCGGUAUAUUGCAAACAGAUCAGGAAAAAAGUGUAUUGCAAAAAGAUCAAAAAAACAUUAUAUUGCAAACAGAUCAAGAAAAAAGUGUGUUACAAACUGAUGAAAAAAAAAAUGUAUUAAAAACAGAUCAAGAAAAAAGUAUAUUAGAAAUAGUUCAAGAAAAAAAUGUGUUACAAAAAAAUCAAGGAAAAAGUGCAUUAGAAUCAAGUCAAGAAAAAAAUAUAUUACAAACAACUAAAGAUAAAAACUUUCAAAGUAUGCAAGUAUCGAUUUCAAGUAGCAAGGUUGAUUUGAUCUUGAUCGAUAGUGAUGAAGAUGACAUUGAAAUCAUUAGUACUUCAAAAAGAUUAAACAUUGAAGAUCUUACUAGCUAUGAUACAAAAACUAAAAUAAAUAAUUUGGAUCAAUCCAAAAAUAUUUCAUUUAUUCAAUCAGAGAUGACUGAAAAGAGAAAUAAUGAAAUUAAAGAGGAAAAAAAAUUUUCAGGAAAUGAAAACCAUAGGAAUUUUGAUAAUUCACCUGUUAUGAAUAUCAAGAUUAGUAAUGUAACAUCUGUAUCGCCUGAAGUUUUUGAAAAUGUACCUGAUCUGAAAAGUUCAGGUAAUCAUAAAUUAUUAGAAGUAAAUUCUAGUCCUUCAAUGAACUUUAGUAAUACCGAAGAAUUUCAAACUAAAAAUACAAGACUAUCAUCUUCGAAAUGUCACUGUAAUGAAGUUGGAAUAAACUCAAAAAGAAAGCACGAAACAAAUAUAUGUGUAAUUGGAACUCAUACGAAUGGAAUAAAGACUGUGGUGAUAGAUAAAUCUAAAAAAGUGAAAGUAAAUGAUUUAGAAGAAAAUAUGAAAGCUUCAUGUAGCGCUAUUUCCUAUAAUGAAGCUAAACUGCAAAAUGAAAAUCCAAUUAAUGUAAAAUUGUCGCAAAAAAGUAUGGAAGAUAGAAGCACCUAUAUGAAUCAACAAAUUUUUGAGUCAAGUAAUUAUAAAAAGAAUAAAAUUUCUCAUAAAAGCAAUACUACAAAUAUAUUUCCUUCAAAGCUGCAAUUAACAAAUCAUAACAUAACAGAAAACCAAAUUAACAAUACUUCAUCAUUGAUUUCUGAUCAAUCUACUAGUGCAGAUGUAAUUGUUACUCAUGUUCAGAAUAGUAAUACAUACCAAUCAUUGAACACAGAACAAAAUUUUACUAAUACUAAAAUGAUGUCAUCUCAAAAUUCUGAUGGUUUGGGAAUUAAAGAUGAAAUACGAUCCAUUUUGAGACAGUGCGACGGGAAUGCAGGCACCAGUUUUGCUAGUGAAUCAACAGACGACCAUGCCAGAACAAAAGAUGAUCGGAUUCAUCCAAAAGGAGCAUCAGUUAAAAGAAAAUGGACAAAAUUAUUACAGCCUUCAGACUUCAGAGGAAAUGGCUGUGAUGAACAUAUCCCAUCAAAUGCGUGCAGUGUGUUCUCCGAAAUUGCAAGUAACCCUAACGCCUGUGAUAGACCUAGACUGAUACCAGAAUCAGUACAAUUACAAGAUCUUAAAUUUAAAGUUUGUGAUUCUAAUAAUGUACAGAUGAUUUUAUAUGAUACGUUUUCUGUAAAUAUUAAAAUGGAUACUGCCACAAAGAAUCAUGUAAAAGAUUCUUCCACGUCCACAGGAAUAUCAAGCAUGAGAAAUACAUUAUUGGAAAUGAACGACGAAUCAACAGUUGCUACUUGCAGCCGCACUUCAAAUCCGUAUAAUCCUCAUUUAAUUAAUGAUAAAGAUAAGCAUACUUCCGAUACAAUUGUAAGUAAAAACGUUAUUAACCAACGUGAUAAUGUAAAAGAAAAUUUUAAUCCAAUUAUGCAAACAUUUUUUGCCAAUAUAUCAAAUAAUUUCAGUAUAGUAAACGCAUUCGACGAUAAAUGUCAAUCGAUGACAAGAUAAAAUC